AGGUUGGACGCGCUGCUGUUUCUUCGCCUUUUCCCGCCGGGCGGGGCCCCAGUGAUGUCUUGGGGAGAUGAGGAAGAGGCUGGGACCGCGGGCGGGGUGAGGCCUCUUGGCGCGCCCCGUUGGGCUUGCAUCACUUGCUCCGGCCCUGCCACUCCCUCUCUGGCCCAAACUGUUGUUUACAACGGAAUGCAGAUCCCAGGAGUUGGGGACACUGAGCGCCAGAGUAAGCGAUUCUUGGCGUCCCUGGACAGACCCCAUGCGGUUGCUGACAGACCCUCUCUGCUCGGGUGAGGAGGUUCUGGUGUGGGUCGUCGCGGAAGUGCGUGGAUCCCCUACCCUGGCACGGAAAGUGAAUAAACCUAAUUAAGAAUGUCUGAAAACCUUGACAAGUCCAGUAUAAAUGAGUCAAAUGAUUCUGAGCAGGGCCUGGAAAGUGCUGUGGAACAUUCUGAUGAAGCUUUACAGAAAAAUAUAAAAUCAGACUCUCCUAGCCCCCAGAGGAUACAAAGGCCUCACUCUAGUCCUCCUCGAUUUGUAACAGUAGAAGAACUUCUGGAGACAGCAAAAGGAGUCACCAACAUGGCUCUAGCCCAUGAAAUUGUGGUAAAUGGAGACUUUAGGAUUAAGCCAGUCGAACUACCAGAGGACAGCUUGGAGAAGAGAGUCAAGGAGAUUGUACAUAAAGCUUUUUGGGAUUGUCUGAGUGUCCAGCUAAGUGAAAACCCCCCGACGUAUGACCAUGCCAUCAAACUUGUGGGAGAGAUCAAGGAGACACUUUUAUCUUUCUUGCUGCCUGGUCACACUAGACUGAGAAACCAGAUAACAGAAGUCUUGGAUCUGGAUCUAAUAAAGCAGGAAGCAGAAAAUGGAGCCCUAGACAUUUCUAGGCUGGCCGAAUUCAUUAUUGGCAUGAUGGGGACACUGUGUGCACCUGCUCGAGAUGAGGAAGUUAAGAAACUAAAGGACAUUAAGGAAAUAGUGCCCCUUUUCAGGGCAAUGUUUGCCGUGCUGGACUUAAUGAAGGUGGACAUGGCCAACUUUGCUGUCACUAGCAUCAGACCCCACCUCAUGCAGCAGUCGGUUGAGUACGAGAGGAAGAAGUUUCAAGAACUGCUGGAGAAGCAGCCAAAUUCUCUGGACUUUGUCACCCAAUGGCUCGAAGAAGCCUCUGCUGACCUCAUGACUCAGAGGUACAAACACACCCUGCCAGCCAAGGGGGAGGCUGCCGGCCCCGAGGGUGCCCUUGUUCCGAGCGCUGUCUGCGUCCAGAACUACGCGUACCUGAAGCUGCUGAAGUGGGACCACCUCCGCAGGCCUUUCCCCGAGACAGUGCUGAUGGACCAGGCGCGUUUCCAAGAGCUCCAGGGACAGCUGGAGCAGCUGACUGUCCUGGGGUCUGUGUUGCUGGUCACGUUCAGCAUGGCAGGCCCUGGAGUCUCCAUCCGGGCUGACUUUGCAGAGAGACUCAAGAUGAUUGUGAAAGUCCUGCUGACUGACAUGCACCUGCCCUCCUUCCGCCUGGACGAGGCCCUGACCACCAUUGGGGAGAAAGUGUGCCUGGAGCUGAGCAGCUGCCUCGCGCUGUGCGGAUCCCCACUCUUCUCUGUGGACAAGGAGACUGUGCUCAAAGGCCAGAUCCAGGCCGUGCGCAGCCCCGAUGACCCCAUCCGCAGGAUCAUGGAAUCCCGGAUUCUGACCUUCUUGGAAACCUACCUUGCCUUGGGUCACCAGAAGCCAUUGCCUAUAGUGCCUGGGGGAUUGGGUCCAGUUCAGAAAGAGCUGGAGGAAGUUGCUGUGAAAUUUGUUCGUCUGGUCAACUAUAACAAGAUGGUCUUCUGUCCCUACUACGAUGCGGUCCUCAGUAAGCUCCCCCUCCAGUCCUAAUGCGCACAUGACCUCCAGUGGCAGUAAUUAGUCACCCAGAACACCUCAGCGCACUUCUACCAUUGCUUUGGAAAAUGGCUAAGUAGUACAGUUCUGUCUAACAGCCUUGAUUUGACAGGGAAGAACAUUGUGUAUCGCUGGUGAAAAGACUCGAAGAAUGCACUGAAUUCUAUUUUGAGAGAUUGUAUUUAUGAGUGCAAGUUUACAGAUCAAAGAAGCUUUUUGUUAUCUGGAGUUUUGUAGGUAACACUCAGCGUUUUAGCAGUUGACUGCUGUGUCUCCAUGUUACCCCAUAGAGACUGCAGUGGCCGCGUCCUCCCAAGGAGGCUGGGACCCCUGCCCUGCUAUCUGGAUGGCCCAUGCUGACUGCCACCAGGAGGACAGGAGACCAAGCCGUGACUUUACCUCUUGCCCCUCCCUUACAAUCCCCCGUCUUCUUCCCUGCAGAAGGGCUGUAUGUAUAGUCUUACUGCCCCACCUCACUCCCAGUUGCUUCUGCUAUACCUGGCCUCGCCAGGGCCCCGGAGCCCUUUGGUUUUAGAACAGAGUUAAUUUUGCAAAGCUUAUUCUGUUGGGCUGAGGAUAUAGUGUGAUGGCAAUGUGCUUGCCUGGCUUGAGCAAGGCCCCAGGUUAAAUCCUGGGGCCGGGGGAGCGCAGAGCUGGGCAUGGUGGCAGGCCUGUAGUGCUAUAGUCCAAGCUACUUGGGAGGCUGAGGCGAGAAGAUGGUUUGGGCCCAAGAGUUUAGAGCCAGCCUGGACAGUAAGGAUUAUCUAAAAGAAAAGCUUAUGCUUUUUUACAGGAUUACUGUACCUGAACCUGGAUGAUAGCAGUUGAGUCUUAUGUGAUCUAAAGAAAGGAAUUUCUUUUACUUGUUAGCCUGGAAAGUUAAGGGGGAAAUUUUAAAGAUGUGUGUGUGUGUGUGUGUGUGUAUGUGUGUGUGUGUAUCUAUAUAUACACGCAUAGUUUAGCGUAAUAAAUGCCCAGGGAUGUAGCUCAAUGGUGCUGCACCUGCCUGGCAAGCUCAAGGUCCUGAGGUCCUGAG
Fukomys damarensis (Damara mole-rat) is the source of this 2926-nucleotide messenger RNA. RefSeq names its product t-complex 11 like 1 (gene Tcp11l1). The transcript has 10 exons. Gene Ontology annotation, biological process: signal transduction. The record is from RefSeq and is a predicted model, not a curated record. Bases 370 to 1884 code for a protein of 504 amino acids. NCBI's taxonomy places the organism in Eukaryota, Metazoa, Chordata, Mammalia, Rodentia, Bathyergidae.